Messenger RNA from Hibiscus syriacus, 780 nucleotides. Its product is annotated as formin-like protein 1. The coding region runs from base 1 to 780 and encodes 259 amino acids. The transcript has 3 exons. Gene Ontology annotation, biological process: actin cytoskeleton organization; actin nucleation. Gene Ontology annotation, molecular function: actin filament binding. The record is from RefSeq and is a predicted model, not a curated record. NCBI's taxonomy places the organism in Eukaryota, Viridiplantae, Streptophyta, Magnoliopsida, Malvales, Malvaceae.
AUGAGACUAGUACAGCUACUUGCACCAGGCAAUGCAGAUACACUCGGCACUGAACUUCUUGAAAGUUUAUUGAAAAUGGCUCCAACAAAGGAAGAAGAACGUAAGUUGAAGGACUUCAAAGAUGAUUCACCAGUCAAGCUUGGUCUUGCAGAGAAAUUUUUGAAAACAGUUCUUGAUAUACCGUUCGCGUUCAAAAGGGUGGAUGCAAUGCUCUACGUAGCUAACUUUGAGAGAAAGUCUUUCAAAACUCUGGAGACUGCUUGCGAGGAAUUGAGAACCAGUAGGAUGUUCUUAAAGCUUCUAGAGGCUGUACUCAAGACUGGGAAUCGCAUGAACGUUGAAACAAACUGUGGUGAUGCCCAUGCCUUUAAACUCGAUACACUCCUAAAGCUUGUUGAUGUCAAGGGUGCGGAUGGGAAGACCACACUCUUGCAUUUUGUUGUACAAGAAAUCAUAAGAACUGAGGGUUCUCGUCUUUCAAAUACUAAUGACCAAACAGAUAGCUCCACUUCAAACGAAGAUGCACGGUGUAGAAAGCUUGGUUUACAAGUUGUGUCUGGUCUCAGUUCAGAGCUCACCAAUGUGAAGAAAGCUGCUGCAAUGGAUUCCGAGGUACUUAACAGCGAUGUCUUGAAGCUUUCUAGAGGCAUCGAAAACAUCAAUGACGUUCUGAGAUUAAAUGAAACAAUGAUCAGGCAAGAGCAAAGAGAAAUUUUCAGAAUCGAUGAACAUGUUUAUGAAAAUGGCAGAGUAAGAGAUUAUAAGGAUUCGAGCCCAUGA